AUGAAGGGCUGGGGUGGAACGGCACCUGCUCCCGAAUCAUUCAGGUGCAUCUUCCACCUGAGCCAGGCAUGCUUCGUCGAGCAAGAGCACCUGGGGACAAGGUGGCAAGAAGGUCGACUCACCCACAAGGGGCCUCGGAGGGAGUCUCUGGACUGUGAUGGCUUCCGAGAGGCACCGGCCCUGGGAGUCGGGCACCAGCCUGUUCGCGGAGAGUCCACCGCAUUCUGGUGGUUCGUCAGGCUGCGGAGUAAACUGGAGGCCAUCCUGCCCCUAGGCGAUGUCAAGGUUGGGCUGCCCCGGACCCCUGCCCAGCAGUGUCUCGCAGCCCAGCCUCGACCGGCCUCCGCAAUGCUCUUGGCUCUCCUCCUCCUCUGCGUCUCCUGGCACCCUGGGCCAGGGCAUGGCGAAGUGGUGACCUCCUUCAAGGAGUCUUGCCCCCAGUUCUUCUUCAGAGGAAUCCCGCCGAGCGACAGCAUCAAGCCACAACAGUCGGCUCAAAUUUGCCAGCGGUACAAGAACCUGCAUCGCUUUGCCACUCUCUAUGAUGAGGCCAUGCGUAUCCCGGUGUACUCUGCCUACAUCUACAACCCCGGAACAGCAAAGAGACCCAGGACGUGGAUGGUGGAACCCCAGCUGGUCGAUCGGUCGUUGGAACAACCGGACAUGGAAACCGAAGGGGCCUUCCUGAACCAAUAUGUGAGCAAAGAGUUCGCUCUUCAGAGGAGCCAGGCUGUCCCGCAUGACUACAAGAACCUCUCUGGACUGAACAGGGGUCACCUGAACCCGAACGGGCACCAGCUGGACUGGGAUGCCAAAUCGUCCACCUUCACCUUGACCAACGUUGUUCCGCAAAACAUCAAGCUCAACGGCGGGGCCUGGAACAACUACGAGCACGUGACCAUGGCGAGCAAGACCGCGGGAUGCAGCAGGACCUUUGCCAUCGUGGGCGCGGUGCCAGGGAACAACUUCAUAGCUGGCGGGAGGGUCAACACGCCCAGCUACGUCUGGUCGGCCGCCUGCUGUGUCGUAGACAACAAUCACCUGCGAGCUUGGGGCAUCAUUGCCAGGAACGACGAGAACGUGGUGCAGGCCCUCACCCUGGGGCAACUGGAAGCGCGGCUCACGCAGCUUUACGGCCGCGAUCACAUCUCCCUGUUUGCUGAGGACUGUCCCCGGCAGUAAGAGCUUGGCCCUGGCGCUGUGAAUCCCACUGCUCCCAGAAGCUGCUUCACCUGAUCCAGGAAUGCCUUGCGAGCACCUGUGCGUGGCCUGAGCUCCCACUAGGCUUCCUUUUAACACCAAUUGACCCUUUGUUAAUGCAAAGAUUCCCCUCAGCGGGAGGGGAAAUAUAGGGUUUUUGCUUGUGCACCAGAGUGCCUCUGGAACCCUGGACCAAGGCAGUUUGUG
Molecule: messenger RNA, 1407 nt
Organism: Varanus komodoensis (Komodo dragon)
Lineage: Eukaryota; Metazoa; Chordata; Lepidosauria; Squamata; Varanidae
Product: endonuclease domain-containing 1 protein-like
Exons: 3
Coding region: 1-1182 (393 amino acids)
Molecular function (GO): hydrolase activity; metal ion binding; nucleic acid binding
Source: RefSeq, a predicted model, not a curated record